UAUACACAAACACACACACACACACACACACACACACACACACAAUUCUAAAACACAUCAUUGGCACUCCUGAAUCUCCUUUCCACUUUUCAAGUUAUUGUACACGCAAUAAAAAAAACGCUACAAUUAUUCUAGGGAAGGUUACACUUAUCAGUAGAUACCAUAUCACAUACCACUGGUGCUGGGCUCUCCCCAUCACUUGCGCUCCGAGUGAUUUUGAGGAUGGACUUCGGUUCAGUAGAGUUGGAGGCAUUUGGGGGAAGAAUUUAUACACUGUACUAAGACAUAUACUGCGCACUUUUGGAGGAAAGAUUUAUAUUGUUUACUUUUGGUGGAAAGAUUUAUACUGUGUAAUUUUGGAAGGAAAGACUUACACUGUGUACUGAGACUUAUCCUGAAUACUUUUAAAGGAAAAACUGUGUACUAGGGAUCUGAUUCAGUUCAUUUCCGAAUAUUUAGACCUAAAGAUACGAUAACAAAAGGGUUUCAGAUAUCGGAGUUGGAAGAGUGAAAUAACGUUCAUAAUAGUGAUAUUUUUGUGCAUGUGUCUACACCUCUUUAACUAUAUCGUUGUUGGUGAAAUCUCUUAAUUAAAUAAGAAUAAUCCUUAUUACAAUAAAGGAUCUAUUCUAUUUUUAAAAAAAUGAAUGAAUGAUAAAUUACAUAAAUGCGUUAAUCUUUAUCUGCGCACCUGUCGAAGUGGCGUUUACUAUACUGCAACAAGAAGUAACGGUGACCUCAGCAUUAAAGCCAUGGGUGCAAUCCUCAAUCGAUUGAUCGCAGAGGGAGACGUACCGGGCGUCCAACAAGCGCUGAGCCAAGGGACGUCUCCCGAUGGGGCCAAAAACGAAGCGAAGAAACCCAUCCACCUCGCCACUGAAAGGGGUUCUCUGGCGAUCAUAAAAUCGCUGUGCAAUAAGGGUGCUGAUGUCAACGUACGAGAUCUAUCUAAUUCGGGGAGAGCACCGCUACAUAUUGCUAUUAGAAAGAAUACCCCUGAUAUCGUGAAGUUCCUUCUUGAGAAACAGGCAAGACCGAGUGUGGCUGACGAUACAGGAGAGACCCCGCUUCACACGGCAAUAGAAAUGAAUGAUAUCACUUCUGUCGGUCUUCUGCUGAAAUAUAAAGCUAAUGUUCAUUUGAAAGACGCAUCACAUAAUUUCCCACUCCAUAUUGCUGUGAGAAAAAAUAACUGCGAGAUCGUCAAUAUGCUGUUGAAUGCUGGAGCUUCAGUGCAUAUUGUGGAUGCAUCAGGCGACUGGUUGCUUCACGUGGCUGCAAAGUUCGCGUCCACUACCAUAUUGGAGAAGCUGAAAGAGAAGGGAUGCAAAGUAAAUAAACGCAACGCAGACGGGUUGUCGCCACUGCAUCUGGCUGCUAAGUCGCGCAACCUGGAGGCAGUCAAUUGGUUCACGGACAAUGGAGCAAAACUCGACGAUCUGGAUGGUAAGAAGAAGACACCGGAGAACAGAGCAGUACGAGGGAAGCAGAAACAUCUGGUGCAGAGGAGAAAUGACCGUACGGGUCUGAAAACAGAGGGGAAGAUCUGUCAUAUUUUAGUAAAGGGCGAUGUGGAGGCCCUGAGGCAGCUGAUACCACACCAUGACAUAGACGCCCUCUGUGUCAGAGAAAAUAAUAAAGGUCUUCGCGCGGUCCACUACGCUGCGAUCGGAGGCCGCGUGGAGAUGCUGAAGGUCCUGAAGGAGAACAAGUUUGACUUUCAGGCCGCCACGCAGCAGGGCUUGACGCCGCUCCACUACGCUGUAAGGUACGGUCACCUGGACGCCGCCAAGUGGCUUGUCACGGAGGCUGGCUCGAGGGCUUCCCUUCGUGACAACAAGGGCAACAGCGCCCUGGACAUGGCGAGGCAAGCGAAGAAAGAGCAGAUUCAAGAAUAUCUACAAAGGACCGCCCAAGGAACAAUCGGCCGACACAGGCUCCUCGGCCUCUGGGAGGCUCAACCAACAAGGACUCGGGAAGGGCAUGGGAAGGCUCUGGCGAAGGACUUGCACGAACAGCUUACCGAAGUAGAGAGGCGGCGUGCCCCUCGGCCUGCUUACCCCCUAUGGAGACCCGUGGAAAGAGAGCAGGAGAAAGAACCUGCGAAGGAGGCGGAUCCCAAGACCGCCCAAGGAACAAUCGGCCGACACAGGCUCCUCGGCCUCACGGAGGCUCAACCAACAAGGACUCGGGAAGGGCAUGGGAAGGCUCUGGCGAAGGACUUGCACGCACAGCUUACCGAAGUAGAGAGGCGGCGUGCCCCUCGGCCUGCUUACCCCCUAUGGAGACCCGUGGAAAGAGAGCAGGAGAAAGAACCUGCGAAGGAGGCGGAUCCCAAGACCGCCCAAGGAACAAUCGGCCGACUCUGGCUCCUCGGCCUCACGGAGGCUCAACCAACAAGAACUCGGGAAGGGCAUGGGAAGGCUCUGGCGAAGGACUGGCACGCACAGCUUACCGAAGUAGAGAGGCGGCGUGCCCCUCGGCCUGCUUACCCCCUAUGGAGACCCGUGGAAAGAGAGCAGGAGAAAGAACCUGCGAAGGAGGCGGAUCCCAAGCUUACCGAAGUAGAGAGGCGGCGUGCCCCUCGGCCUGCUUACCCCCUAUGGAGACCCGUGGAAAGAGAGCAGGAGAAAGAACCUGCGAAGGAGGCGGAUCCCAAGGCCUGUGUGGGUGAAGCUUUGUCAUCCGGUGACUUGAAGAUCCUGAUAAAACUGAUCGAAAAAGGGACUGACGUGGAUACUCUGAUUUACGAGAGUAACGACCAAGGGAUGCGAGCAGUUCAUUACGCUGCCCAGAGCGGCAACAUGGAGAUGCUGAGAGCACUGAAGCAGAGGAAAGUCGACCUGAAGUCUGUGACCCGGAAAGGCUUCACGGCCCUUCACUGCGCCGUCUUGAACGGCCAGCUGGACGCCGUCCGGUGGCUGGUGGCAGAAGCGGGUCUCGACGCUGCCUGCCACAGCAAAGGGGGAGAAACUGCCCUGGACUUGGCAAAAACACUAAAAAAGACAGAGAUUAGCAACUACUUGCAGGAGGACACAACACAAAGAGCUGAAAGACAAUUUCUGAUUGCUCGGAGGAGAAUUCAGGGUUUCAAACCACAGCCUCACCCAGAAGCAGCCGGCCGACCCUUGUUCCUCGGUCGUCCUCCUACUCCGGCAGGAACUCGUGAAAGAGACCAGGAAAGGAAGGAAGAGCCAAAGGAGAUGGAUGAGCAGGCCUGUGUGAAGAAAGCUUUGUCAUCCGGUGACUUGAAGAUCCUGAUAAAACUGAUCGAAAAAGGGACUGACGUGGAUACUCUGAUUUACGAGAGUAACGACCAAGGGAUGCGAGCAGUUCAUUACGCUGCCCAGAGCGGCAACAUGGAGAUGCUGAGAGCACUGAAGCAGAGGAAAGUCGACCUGAAGUCUGUGACCCGGAAAGGCUUCACGGCCCUUCACUGCGCCGUCUUGAACGGCCAGCUGGACGCCGUCCGGUGGCUGGUGGCAGAAGCGGGUCUCGACGCUGCCUGCCACAGCAAAGGGGGAGAAACUGCCCUGGACUUGGCAAAAACACUAAAAAAGACAGAAAUUUCUAAUUAUUUGAGCGGGUUGAUCCAAAAACCAAGGGGCGCAGAGGGAACGAUUCUCCGGCCCAACGUUCUACCCAUGUGGGUUAGGGAAGGUGACGCCAUGCAAGAUCUAAACCUGAAGAAGCAAGCCAAGGAAGCUGCGAGAGCCGGAGAUGUUCAGGGAGUGAGAGCGGUUAUGCAACGAGGCUUCCGCGUCGAUACGGAGUUCCAGGAGGCUACGAAUCAAGGCUGGCGACUUCUUCACUUUGCUGCCGACGGAGGGCACGCAGCCCUUGUUGCCUUUUUGAUACAGGAGAAUGCCAAUGUCAAUGCUGUAGCGAAGGACGGCAUGACACCGCUCCACCUGGCGUCCUGGGGAGGCCACACGGAGGUCAUCAGGGAACUGCUUUCUAACCGCGCAAACGGGAAAGCUAAGACCACAGAAGGCAUGACGGCGAUCCACCUGGCGAGCAUGGGCGGCCAUGUGUCCUCGAUGGAGGCGUUGGUGCCCACGUGUGACAUCCUUUCAGUCACUAGCGAAGGGAUGUCGGCGCUCCACUUGGCGGCCGAGUAUGGAAACUUAGGUGCAGUCCAAUGGCUGCGCCUCCAAGGGCUUGACGCUUCUUUAAGGGAUAACAAAGGCUGGACUCCUCGGCAGUACGCGAAGGACGAGGGACAGAAGAAGGUAGUGGAGUUCUUGGAGAAACUGGAAAAGCAGCAUUCACCGCAAGGGCUUACGCAACACGAGAAAGAACUGAGCGAACUCCAGGGAAAGUUGAAAGCCAAGGAGACGGAAAUCCAGCUUCUCAACAGGCGACAGCAGUUGAAAGAUCAAGUGCAGGAAAGAACACAAGCUCAGAUCAAGAACGAACUGCAAGAAAUGCGUGAGGUUCUGAAAGCCCAAAACGACAUGAUUGCCCGUCUUCAAAACACGAUGUUGUCGAAAGACGAACCGGAAAAGGAGGAAAAGAAGUAACACUGAUGGAAUCCAUGACACCCACUUAAUCGAAGCUAACGGCUACGAGAACUUUAUCUAUUUGGUUAUAUAUAGGGGGAAGAGUCUGAAAAAUCAAGACUUGAUGUGCAAGCCAUCUUUAUGAAAUCUUAAGGAUGAGUAAUAUAUAUAUAUAUAUAUAUAUAUAUAUAUAUAUAUAU
Molecule: messenger RNA, 4702 nt
Organism: Penaeus monodon (black tiger shrimp)
Lineage: Eukaryota; Metazoa; Arthropoda; Malacostraca; Decapoda; Penaeidae
Product: ankyrin-2-like
Exons: 29
Coding region: 648-4523 (1291 amino acids)
Molecular function (GO): protein binding
Source: RefSeq, a predicted model, not a curated record